AGCCCAGUCCGCUGUGUCAGUGGUCGCCGCCGCCGUCAUGCCGCUGGAGAACCUGGAGGAGGAGGGUCUGCCCAAGAACCCCGACCUGCGCAUCGCGCAGCUGCGCUUCCUGCUCAGCCUGCCGGAGCACCGCGGCGACGCGGCGGUGCGCGAGGAGCUGAUGGCCGCCGUCCGCGACAACAACAUGGCUCCUUACUACGAAGCCUUGUGCAAGUCGCUGGACUGGCAGAUGGACAUGGACCUGCUCAGUAAGAUGAAGAAGGCAAAUGAACAGGAGUUGAAACGUCUGGAUGAGGAGCUGGAAGACGCCGAGAAAAACUUGGGGGAGAGUGAAAUUCGAGACGCGAUGAUGACCAAGGCGGAGUACCUGUGUAGAAUAGGUGACAAGGAGGGAGCUCUGACAGCCUUUCGCAAGACGUACGAUAAGACCGUGGCUCUAGGUCACCGACUCGACAUUGUAUUCUACCUCCUUAGGAUUGGUCUGUUUUACAUGGAUAAUGAUCUCAUCACACGGAACACAGAAAAGGCCAAAAGCCUAAUAGAAGAAGGAGGAGACUGGGACAGGAGAAACCGCCUGAAAGUGUACCAGGGCCUUUACUGUGUGGCUAUUCGUGACUUCAGACAGGCAGCUGAGCUUUUUCUUGACACCGUUUCCACAUUCACAUCCUAUGAGCUUAUGGAUUAUCAAACGUUCGUCACUUACACUGUGUACGUCAGCAUGAUUGCCUUGGAGAGACCAGAUCUCAGGGAAAAGGUGAUUAAAGGAGCAGAGAUUCUUGAAGUGCUGCACAGUCUCCCCGCGGUUCGGCAGUAUCUGUUCUCGCUCUACGAGUGCCGGUACUCCGCCUUCUUCCAGUCAUUAGCCAUUGUGGAGCAGGAGAUGAAGAAGGACUGGUUGUUUGCUCCUCAUCACCGAUACUACGUGAGAGAAAUGAGAAUUCACGCGUAUAGCCAGCUGCUGGAAUCAUACAGGUCACUGACCCUGGGCUAUAUGGCAGAAGCAUUUGGUGUGGGUGUGGAAUUCAUUGAUCAAGAGCUGUCCAGGUUUAUUGCUGCUGGAAGACUGCACUGCAAAAUCGAUAAAGUGAAUGAGAUAGUAGAAACCAACAGACCUGAUAGCAAGAACUGGCAGUACCAAGAAACCAUCAAGAAAGGAGAUCUGCUACUAAACAGAGUACAGAAGCUUUCUAGAGUAAUUAAUAUGUAAACCCACAUAGAAAGGGUUAACUUUACAAAUUGCUUGGAACUUUUAUAACCUAUGUGCUUUACUUCAACAGUAUAAAAUAAAUAUUCCAUUGAUUCUUUCAGUUUAA
Molecule: messenger RNA, 1313 nt
Organism: Jaculus jaculus (lesser Egyptian jerboa)
Lineage: Eukaryota; Metazoa; Chordata; Mammalia; Rodentia; Dipodidae
Gene: Psmd6
Product: proteasome 26S subunit, non-ATPase 6
Exons: 8
Coding region: 38-1207 (389 amino acids)
Biological process (GO): proteasome-mediated ubiquitin-dependent protein catabolic process
Cellular component (GO): proteasome regulatory particle
Molecular function (GO): protein binding
Source: RefSeq, a predicted model, not a curated record